Molecule: messenger RNA, 882 nt
Organism: Fraxinus pennsylvanica
Lineage: Eukaryota; Viridiplantae; Streptophyta; Magnoliopsida; Lamiales; Oleaceae
Source: the annotation of a GenBank genome assembly
AUGGCUGUGGCUGUGGCUGUGGCUAUGGCUUCCACUGGAAGUAAUUUUGGGCUUCACAGUAAUUUGAAAGCUAUUGAAAAACAAUCCAUUUCAAAGGCUGCUCCUUUGAGAUGCUUCUUUAGUUUGGAUCCAGUUCAUCCUUCAUGCAUUAUACCCAAAAGGAGCUUGUCAUUUUCUGCGAGUACAAUUAUUGGAAAAGCGACUCCGGCCACAGCUGUUGAGGGUGGAAAUUCUCAAGAAACUGAUACAGUUCCAAUGCCCAGUGUUCUAAUAGAUCAAGACUCAGAUCCAGAUGCUACAAUCGUAGAGAUAACUUUCGGGGAUCGUCUUGGGGCUCUUCUCGACACAAUGAAUGCUCUUAAAAAUCUUGGACUGAAUGUUGUCAAGGCAAAUGUCUACCUUGAUUCAUCUGGGAAGCACAACAAAUUCGCUAUCACUAAAGCUUCAACAGGGAGAAAGGUUGAUGAACCCGAGUUGCUCGAGGCAAUACGUUUGACAAUAAUUAACAAUCUGAUAGAAUAUCAUCCGGAGUCAAGUUCACAGUUGGCUAUGGGGGUCGCAUUUGGUGCCAUACCACCAAUUCAAAAGAUUGAUGUGGAUAUAGCAACCCAUAUCACCGUCCAUGAAGAUGGUCCUGAACGAAGCUUACUCUACGUGGAGACAGCAGAUCGUCCUGGAUUACUCGUGGAUCUUGUAAAGAUCAUUACUGAGAUAAACAUCUCUGUUGAAUCUGGAGAGUUCGAUACAGAGGGUUUGUUGGCCAAGGCAAAGUUUCAUGUAAACUACAAGGGAAAAGCUAUUAUCAAACCCCUUCAACAGGUUCUUGCGAAUAGUUUGCGUUAUUUCUUAAGGAGGCCAACCACUGAAGAAUCGAGUUUUUGA